This is a messenger RNA of Linum tenue, 3863 nucleotides long. The record is from the annotation of a GenBank genome assembly. Lineage: Eukaryota; Viridiplantae; Streptophyta; Magnoliopsida; Malpighiales; Linaceae.
CCUUCCCUUCUCCUUAAACUACUCUUCGCCUUUCCACCCAACAAAUAUCCUUUCAUUCCCAGAAAGAUCCAUUCGUCCAUUUCUCUCAGUACUUUCAUCGAACACUAAACGAGCAUAUACCUGACUCUGGCAGAGUCCCUUCAUCUCUACUGCAAAAUGCUCCUCGCUCAGCUGCAGUGCCACCAGCCGCCAUGGAUACACUCUCUUCAUCCCGGCCAAUUGAAGAAUCGUUCUUCUUCUUCUUCCCCCGAUUCUCGUGGCUCUUCCUCAUCCUCUUUUCACCAAUGCCAUUCUGCGUUGACGAGUUUGAAUUGGUGAUUCAUAAUUCAUUAAUGAUUCAGCUUCUGUCGUAUUGCAAUCUGUUUCUUGGAUGGCAAUUUUUCGAUGCUUGGUUUGGUAGCAUCGUUAGUAAAGAACUGCGCCGCCAGGUCAACUUAGCGUCGAAUUGUUGUGAUGUGAAACAGGGACUUGAUGAACAAGAAACCGGCGCCGAAGCAGUUCCUGUGGAUCCGAACCUCAGCUUUUGGUCCGAAUUGUCGCAGGAUAUGCAGCAGCGGUGGUGAGUGAGACCGAGACUCUUGGAACCAUUCACAACUCCUCUGUAAAACUUGAAGGAAUUGGUGAAGUGAAUUUAGAUUUCCAUGGAUGCCCUGCCACCUUGGGUGGUUAUCCGGGCAUGGUCUUUGUAGGACUUAGAAGUGUUUCUAUAUAACAUCUCCGUUAGUCUAUUUACAUUCCGUGGAGUAUACACCUUUAAACAUCAGUCACGUAGGUUUAUGGAGUCAGGUUGUUCAUUGAAGAUCGCUGUUUCAUUGAUUCAUCAAUUGCCAGUUGUUUUCUAUUUGGUCUAUUAUCUUAAGCGGCAAGCCACAUCUCUUGAGCUCUUUAGUUGGUGUCUUGAGAACAUGCAUCAGCUGAACAUUAAUUCCAUUUUUGUAGGGAACCAGGAACCCAGCGUGCAAAGGACAGGGGACAAGUGGGACUCCGUGGUAGAUACUUCUGUGUCAGGUGUCUCAAGUACAUGGGUUCUUAAGAUGAAGCAAAUUGGCCUUCCACAGGACUUCUUGAAGAAGCUCCUGGUUGGGUCUGCUUCAUUAUGUUUCAUGUUAAACCUCAGUCAGUUGAAAUUAUUCAGUCCGCUAACAAAGAUGAUCCACAACUCGGUUCCUCCUUUCCUUUGGAAACUUGGAGGAGCAAGCUUACCUUUUGCUUGCAUGUCUAAUUCCUUGAACAAACCGACGCCUUUGGGGUUGGAUGUGUCAUUGCCAUCAUUUCAAGAUGUUAAGUGGAGUUUAUCGCGCUUAAUAUAUUUGUUCAACAUCAAGCUGGAAAGAAACAUAGCAACGUUCCUAGUAUCUUUGCUUGCUGCUUGUUUCUCGUUCGUCAUUAUUGGGGGCCUACUGUUCUACAGGUUCAGGGGUAACAAGCAGUCUCUGGAAGACUGCUUCUGGGAAGCUUGGGCCUGUCUUUGUUCAUCAUCCACUCAUUUAAGGCAAAAGACACGUGUUGAACGUGUCAUCGGCUUUGUGCUUGCAGUAUGGGGGAUAUUGUUCUACUCUAGGUUGUUGAGCACAAUGACAGAAGAAUUCAGAAAUAACAUGCAAAGACUCAGGGAAGGAGCACAAGUUCAAGUCUUGGAAGAGGAUCAUAUCAUUAUCUGUGGGAUUAAUAACCACCUCGCUUUUAUACUAAAACAGCUAAACAAGUAUCAUGAAUUUGCUGUCCGCUUAGGUACUGCCACUGCAAGGAGGCAGAGGAUUCUUCUUAUGUCUGAUGCUCCAAGGAAGCAAAUGGACCGGCUAGCUGACAGUAUUGCAAAAGAUCUUAAUCAUAUUGAUAUCCUCACUAAAAGUUGCAGCCUUAGCCUCACAAAAUCAUUUGAAAAGUGUGCAGCUAAUAAGGCCCGUGCCAUAAUCAUACUUCCACCAAAAGGUGAUAGGUAUGAGGUUGAUACCAAUGCAUUCCUGUCUGUACUAGCCCUUCAGCCUAUUGCGAAUAUGGAAUCGAUCCCCACUGUGGUUGAGGUUUCAAACUCAACUACUUGUGAACUCCUGAAGUCAAUUUGUGGGCUGAAAGUAGAGCCAGUCGAAAAUGUGGCAUCGAAACUGUUCGUUCAAUGCUCUAGGCAGAAGGGGCUCAUAAAAAUCUACAGACACUUGCUCAAUUACCGAAAAAAUGUAUUCAACCUUUGGAGUUUACCCACUUCAGAAGGAGUUAGUUAUAGGCAAGUAAGACGUUCCUUGCAAGAGGUGGUUGUUUGUGGUCUUUAUCGGGAUGGGAAGCUGUACUUUCACCCCAAUGAUGAGGAAAUCCUACUGCAAACCGAUAAAAUUUUGUUCAUAGGACCUGUUCAGGGGAGAAAGAGGCCGCAGAUUGCAGAUUCUGAGGUUCUGAAAGAACACACUGCUAGUAAAAGUUUGGAAGUUAUGGAAAAGGAUGGUGAUCAUUGGAAUCACGCUGUAGAGUUGACGAAAACAAGACUUAAGAAUAUUGUAAAACGUCCCACUAGAUCAGGGUCAAAGGCAUCAGACUUGACACUAGGACCAACAGAAUCUAUUCUCUUACUUGGAUGGCGUCCAGACGUCAUUGAAAUGAUUAAGGAGUAUGACAACUAUCUUGGACCCGGAAGCACACUGGAGAUACUAUCAGAGGUACCGUUAGAUGAGCGAAUGAGGGCAAGUAACAUUCUCAAGCUAAAGCAUGGAACACUGAAUCAUGUCCAAGUCUCCCAUAGGGUUGGAAACCCCAUGGACUUUGAGACAUUAAAGGAAACCAUAACCAGCAUCCAAAAAUCUUAUAAGCAAGGGAAACGUGCUCCCCUGUCCAUUGUUGUGAUUUCUGAUAGGGGAUGGCUUGCUGGAGAUGCAUCCAGGGCAGACAAGCAAUCCGCCUUUUCUCUUCUCCUUGCCGAAAGCAUCUGCAAUAAGCUCGGUGUUAAGGUACAAAAUCUCGUAGCGGAGAUUGUCGACUCAAAGUUAGGCAAACAAAUUACUAAAAUAAAGCCGUCGUUAAACUAUAUAGCAGCGGAGGAAGUGAUGAGCCUAGUCACAGCCCAAGGUCUUCUUAAAUCAUUAUACUCUUGAACGCUCCAUCCUGGAAAAUUUUUCUUGUUGGUUUUAUCAUGGAGUGAGACUGUUUCUUCUCACUGACAGUGACACAGAACAAUGAACUAAAUGAUGUGUGGAAAGACAUUCUGGACGCACAGGGGGAUGAAAUAUACAUCAAGGAUGUAAGCCUUUACAUGAAAGAGGGCGAGAAUCCUUCAUUUGCCGAGCUCACGGAAAGGGCACGGUUGAGGCGGGAAGUUGCCAUAGGAUAUCUGAGAGGCAAUAAGAAGGUCAUUAAUCCGAAUCCGAAAACACAACCGCUCUUCCUUACAUCAACGGACUCAUUGAUAGUCAUAUCUGAGCUCGAAGGAGAACAACCCAUCGCCGUGUAGUAUCACAGACACAGGGUUAUAUACAUACUUACAUUUGCUUUUGGACAAAUAGAAGAAACUUGCAUUGCAUCCAAUACAGGCCUUCUACCAUUGAAGAGCUGAUCUAGCAGUAUGUUUUAUUGAGGAAUUGAGAGCAUGAAAGUUUGCUCAAGUGGCGACUGGAGCCUGCUGAUUUAUAUCUGUGAAUUUUAAGACCUUCCCCCUCUGUUUGUACCAUUAUUACAGUCGAAAUAGGACUUGAGACGGUAAAACUGUAAAAAAGAAAAACACAGGUGGAAAGUGAAAGGUUGUUCAGUGCAUAGUGGAGUGGUACAUUCGAUUUGAUAUUCAUUCCAAAGGAAAGAAUGGCUUGGCUCGUAAUUCUACGAGGCUUCGACUUUUGAUUCUGUAAGACCACACGGGUUUGGAUUUUUAGUCAUUUUAC